CUGGUUUGCAGAAUGGAGGAGCCACUGUCAAUGGAGAUGUCUUUCAGGAGUCCAACGGUCCCACGGAUGCCUACGCAGCCAUAGCCAAGGCUGACCGUCUGACUCAGGAACCUGAGAGCAUCCGCAAGUGGAGGGAGGAACAGAAGAAGCGCCUGGAGGAGCUGGAUGCGGCAUCGCUAUGGCGUGAGAAGGCCAAGAAGGACCUGGAGGAAUGGAACCUGCGUCAGAAUGAACAGAUGGAGAAGAACCGGGCAAACAACAGGAUCGCUGACAAAGCCUUUUACCAGCAGCCGGACGCCGAUGUGAUUGGCUAUGUGGCCUCAGAGGAAGCAUUCCUGAAGGAGUCCAAGGAGGAAACCCCGGGCUCUGAGUGGGAGAAGGUGGCCCAGCUCUGUGAUUUCAACCCCAAAAGCAGCAAGCAGAGCAAGGAUGUCUCGCGGAUGCGCUCGGUGCUCAUCUCCCUCAAACAGACGCCCCUGUCCCGCUAGCUGCUGCCUGGCACAGCCAGGAGCGCAGCAGGGCAAGGCUGGGCUCACCGAGCUGGGCGGCUUUACGGGGCCAGCCCAGGAGGGGCCUCACCCUGCCUGCUCCCUGGUGUGCGCCUCGACUGUGCUCGAAUCACCGGUUGUAACUCUCCCCAUGGUUUUCCUUUGCUUAAAAGGUG
Molecule: messenger RNA, 664 nt
Organism: Tauraco erythrolophus (red-crested turaco)
Lineage: Eukaryota; Metazoa; Chordata; Aves; Musophagiformes; Musophagidae
Source: RefSeq, a predicted model, not a curated record